Messenger RNA from Juglans microcarpa x Juglans regia, 565 nucleotides. Its product is annotated as 60S ribosomal protein L12-like. Gene Ontology annotation, biological process: translation. The coding region runs from base 1 to 438 and encodes 145 amino acids. Lineage: Eukaryota; Viridiplantae; Streptophyta; Magnoliopsida; Fagales; Juglandaceae. The transcript has 2 exons. The record is from RefSeq and is a predicted model, not a curated record. Gene Ontology annotation, molecular function: structural constituent of ribosome; large ribosomal subunit rRNA binding. Gene Ontology annotation, cellular component: cytosolic large ribosomal subunit; ribosome.
AUGGGUGUGGUGAUGGGCGAGGACAAAGGAGUUGGUGAAGCAUCCGAGGAGGUUCCACUGUUCCAGAAGCUUCGAUCCAAGGAGACCGCCAAGGACUGGAAGGGCCUUCGCGUAACGGUCCAAAACCGUCAGGCCAACGUCUCUGUUGUUCCCUCCGUUGCCGCUCUCGUUAUCAAAGCCUUUAAGGAGCCCGAGCGUGACCGUAAGAAGAUGAAGAAUAUCAAGCACACUGAGAACAUCUCCCUCGACGACGUCAUCAAGAUUGCGAAGGUCAUGCGGCACAGGUCCAUGGCCAAGGACCUCUUUGGGACCGUCAAGGAGAUCCUCGGUAUGUGCAUGUCCAUCGGUUGUAUGGUCGAUGGGAAAGACCCAAAGAACUUGCAGCAGGAGAUCACCGAUUUUGAUGUCGAAAUCCCUCUAGACUUAGUUCCCCAUUGAGGAUUUUUUUUUUCAAAUAUAGUUUUAAUUUUUUUUUUUUUUGGGAUAAUUUGGAGAUUGUAUGGUUUCCUAUGUUUUAGAAAUUAGAAUAUUUGCAGGGAUUUAUAUGCUAAUUUAAUUAUGUUGA